This is a messenger RNA of Fragaria vesca subsp. vesca, 2106 nucleotides long. RefSeq lists its product as uncharacterized. The record is from RefSeq and is a predicted model, not a curated record. The transcript is spliced from 4 exons. Bases 1 to 2106 code for a protein of 701 amino acids. Gene Ontology annotation, molecular function: protein binding. NCBI's taxonomy places the organism in Eukaryota, Viridiplantae, Streptophyta, Magnoliopsida, Rosales, Rosaceae.
AUGGUCGAAAAUCAGCUUUUAGAACUUUUGCGUUAUUCAGAUAAAAAAAGGAGGAGCAUGGCUAGUAGGGAACACGAAACGAGCGCGCAACCGUGGGGGACGUUAGAGGAGCUUUUGCUCGUGUGCGCCGUGAACCGCCACGGCCCCAACAGCUGGGACUCCGUCGCGUCGGAGCUUCACUCCCGAAGCUCCUCGUCCUCCGCCGCGCCGGCCCUCACUCCUCACAGCUGUAGGGACAAGUUCGACGACCUCAGACGCAGAUACGACGCCGCCGCCGACGCAGACGGCGGCGUUGAUGUGAUGGUUGACGAGCUCCGCAGGCUAAGGGUCGAGGAGCUCCGCCGCGAGGUCCGCCGCCGCGACGUUUCGAUCGUGUCGUUGGAGUCGAAGGUGAAGAAGAUGGAGGAGGACAGAGACCGGAGCUUGAAUCCGCCGCCGCCGCCUCCGGCAGAGGAUCUCCAUCGCGGCGGCGGAGGAGAAGAAACAGCGCCAUCGGAGAAACUCGCCGGAAAAUCAAACUCCGGCGAGGACUUCGUCUCCGAUUCCUCGGAACGCGAGAACCGAUCCUUCAACGAGUCCAAUUCCACAAGCCAGCGAAGCGACGCGAAGCCAAACGGCGUCGUCGAGAAAAAAGCGGAAGCCGACGUGGCGCCCGGCCCGGGAUCAGAUCCGGCCCAGCCUCAGACCCGAUCCGAACCGGCCUCCGCCAACGGGAAAGUGAUCGACGACGACGACGUGGAUGGAGGAGAGCCGUCGGGUCGACCCGACGAGGUGGUCGGGGCGAAACGGGCGGUGGAGAAGGAGGUGAGGAAGCAGAACAACAGCGAUGUGCAAAGCUCGGCUAGCUUGUCGAGGAAGAGGAAACGACGUCGUAAAGGUGGCGAGAGUAGCAGCGGCGAAGAGCCCGAGGGUGGUGAGGAAGUUUCUCCCGCCACCACGAAACGGGUUAAGCUCGUUAAACUUGAGCCGUUGGUCAAGGUCCUCAGGCUCGUCCGCUCUCAUCGGCUCGGCUCCGUUUUCCAGCGCCGGCUUCGGAGCCAGGAGUCACAAAGGUACAAGAACCUUAUUAGAGAACACGUGGACCUCCACGUGGUCCAAUCCAGGCUCGACAAAGGGGUCUACAAAGACUGCAGCCACAAGUUCUUCCGCGACCUCCUCCUCGUCUUCAGCAACGCCGUCGUCUUCUACCGCAAGGCCGCGCCGGAACACGUGGCGGCUCUAGAGCUACGCUCGCUGGUGUUGAAGGAAAUGAACGACCAGCUACCGAAACCUCAACCCGCCGUGAGUACAGUGAAGCCAAAGCCCAACAUAGAGUCGGAUAUCACUACUACUACUACUACAACGUCCAUGAGACCCAGCAAGUCGUCUUCGAUUGUUGUGUGUGGUAAACGUGGUUCCAUCAAUGCAUUAUCGGAGAACAAGAAAGGAACUGUUCGGAAGGUGGAGGUGGAAGAGAAAGAAGCGAAGGUGAAGGUUGAAGACAUUGAUGCUACGGUGAAGGUCGAGGAGAAGGGUGUGAGGAAGAGAAGGUCGACUCAAGAAAGAAGGGGAGGGGGAAGGCUGAGGACGACGACGACGAACAGGAAGAAUGUAGACGCGAAGACGAAUGUUAAUGAGUCCGGCGGAAAUGGAGUGAGUUUGCAUGAGGGUUUGGAGGUGGUGAAGACGGAGAAGAAAGAAGACCUGAAGAAGAAGCAAGGCGCCGCGAGCUUCUUGAAGAGAAUGAAGCAGAAUAGUGGGAGAGGAGUUGGGCGGGGUAGUAAUGGGUCGGAUGUUUCAGAGGAUGAGAGCAAGGAUUGCAUGGUGGAUGAAGAAGAGGAGGAUGAGGUGGAGGUAGAGCAGGAAGAAAAGAAGAAAAAGAGGACAGGUAGGAAGAAAACGGACCAGGUGGAGAAGAAAGAGAGGGUGACUCGUAGCGCUAGUGGAAAUCGGGGAAGGCGAGGGGGAAGAGGACAGGAGAGCGGUGGGAGGGGGAGGAGAGGGGUCGGGCGGCCGCCUAAGAAACCAGAGACGGCGGUGGCUGGAAGCGGAAAGAGGGGGAGAGACAAUGGCGAGGCGGAUCAGGUGGGAAGUGCAGGGAGGCCGAGGAAACGAACAAGGAGGUAA